Messenger RNA from Brienomyrus brachyistius, 1729 nucleotides. RefSeq names its product ribosomal RNA processing 36 (gene rrp36). Bases 152 to 1132 code for a protein of 326 amino acids. The transcript is spliced from 8 exons. The record is from RefSeq and is a predicted model, not a curated record. NCBI's taxonomy places the organism in Eukaryota, Metazoa, Chordata, Actinopteri, Osteoglossiformes, Mormyridae. Gene Ontology annotation, biological process: maturation of SSU-rRNA from tricistronic rRNA transcript (SSU-rRNA, 5.8S rRNA, LSU-rRNA). Gene Ontology annotation, cellular component: 90S preribosome; nucleolus.
CUCUGUAGUUUUUCCACCUUGUCCUUUAUAGUCGCGCCCUCUAUUGGUCACUAUCAGCCGCAGCAGAAACUCCCGAUCUACGCUCUCCAGGUGCCUCACCGACAUUCUUUCACGUGGUUACUCACUGAGCUAAAUUAACCGGCUUGUAUCAAUGCCCCCUAAAAUGAAAGCAGCCCCUAAAAAGGGCAAAGUUAAGCGAGAAGCGGGCGCUGGCGUUAAGGGGCUGGGAGCGACCGGCGACAGCGACUCGGAGGGGGAGCUGGAGAGGAACUUCGCUUUGAUCGAAAGUCGGGACCCAGAAGGACGCCAGGAGACGGAAGGGAAGGCAGGAGACGAGCCUAGUGCAUCUGAAGGUUGCAGUGAGGAUGGGGACACGAGUGAGGACCAAGAGGUAGAUCCGGCAGAAAUGAGUGAGGAUGGCGAUAGCACCAGUGAAGAGUGUGACGGUGCGGCUGGAUCAAGGGAAACCGAAGAAGGCAUCAAAAAAGAAUUGUCAGCGAUGUCUUUUGAGGAGAUCAUGAAGCUGCAGAAUAAAGUGGGUACAAAGGUUUUCAAUGAAGUGGCUUAUGGGGCUAAAAAGAUGCUGGGCACAGAGAAGGGGAAAAAGCGUCUCAAUAAGAACAGACCCAUGGAAGUCUCAGCCAAGAAGCCCGUUCCUUUUCUGAGACAUGUGUUGCCUGUUAAGAAAAAGAUGCCGAGAGAUCCUCGGUUUGAUGACCUUUCUGGAGAGUACAAGCCGGAGAUUUUCGAGAAGACUUACAGCUUCAUUAAAACCCUGAAGCAGAAGGAGAAGGAGUUAGUUCAGAAGAAGAUUAAGCAAGUCAAGUCCAUGAAGAAGAAGGAACAGCUUGAUCACUUGUUGAAGAGAAUGGUGGACCAGGAGAGAGCCCAGAAGCAGAGGGAACUACAACGGGAGAAAGAGCUGGAGCACAAGAGGCAGCAGCGGGAGCUAGUGAAGGAAGGCCACCGGCCCUUCUUCCUCAAGAAAUCUGACAAGCGCAAACUGGAGCUGGCCGAGAAGUAUAGCGACCUGAAGAGGAGCGGGAAGCUGGAGAACUUCCUGAGCAAGAAGAGGAAGAGGAACGCUAUGAAGGACCGUAGGAAGAUGCCGCUGCAUCAGAAAGCUCAGUAAGCGCGCGAGCGGAGCCUGACUGAAACCAUAAACUGCCUGUGCAGAGAAAUGGGCCCGUGUAAGGGCUCUGGGUACUGAAAAAGGCUACAGACCUGUACAUACUGUACAUAAAAAUCAAAGGCCUUUGGUUACAGCCUUGAUUGUUGUACAAAUGCUCUGUUAUUACCUCAGUUCUUUUCUGUGAGUGUUACCACAAUUGUAACUAAUGAAAUUAGCAAAUGUCAAACUAUUUAAAAAAGAAAAAAAGGUUAGGGCAUUGUUGCUUCGUUCUUUGAGUUGUAGGAGCGAUCAAUGGUGCGUACUUAAAUAUUUUUAUAGGUAUUCUGAAAAAUGCUAUAAUAUGCUAUGGAAACCAAUAAACGCUCGAUUAUUAAGGUCUUUCUAUGUAAUAUGCAAAAUGAAAAGCUAUUAUGGGGAAAUAGGUGUUUUGUCUGGUAACUUUCAGUGCUGUUUUACAUUUGGUGGAGAUUGGAUGGCUUUUACAGCACAGAAAAUGUCAAAAUACUGAUAAUGCUGUCCUGCAGAAAACAACCUGAAGUAAGGCAUGUGUACACUGGACAUGGUAAUGGUAAUCUGGAUUAAAAUGCUUUAAAAUUA